This is a messenger RNA of Puma concolor (puma), 3351 nucleotides long. Lineage: Eukaryota; Metazoa; Chordata; Mammalia; Carnivora; Felidae. The record is from RefSeq and is a predicted model, not a curated record.
AUGGGCCCAAGGGCUCUGCUGGUCCUGCUGGUGGCCACAGCUUGGCAUGCUCAAGGGGUCCCAGUGAUACAGCCCAGCGGCCCUGAGCUGGUCGUGGAGCCAGGCACAACAGUGACCCUGCGAUGUGUGGGCAACGGCAGCGUGGAAUGGGACGGCCCCAUCUCCCCGCACUGGAACCUGGACCUCGAUCCCCCCAGCAGCAUCCUGACCACGAAUAAUGCCACCUUCCAAAACACGGGGACCUAUCACUGCACUGAGCCUGGAAACCCCCAGGGGGGCAAUGCCACCAUCCACCUCUAUGUCAAAGACCCUGCUCGGCCUUGGAAGGUGCUGGCCCAGGAAGUGACGGUGUUGGAAGGUCAGGAUGCGUUGCUGCCCUGCCUGCUUACUGACCCAGCGUUGGAGGCAGGCGUCUCGCUGGUGCGGGUGCGUGGCCGGCCCGUCUUGCGCCAAACCAACUAUUCCUUCUCGCCCUGGCAUGGCUUCACCAUCCACAAGGCCAAGUUCAUUGAGAAUCACGUCUACCAAUGCAGUGCGCGAGUAGACGGCAGGACGGUGACAUCGAUGGGCAUCUGGCUUAAAGUGCAGAAAGACAUCUCCGGGCCUGCGACGUUGACGCUGGAGCCUGCAGAGCUGGUGCGGAUUCAAGGAGAGGCUGCCCAGAUCGUGUGCUCAGCCAGCAACAUUGAUGUUAACUUUGACGUCUCCCUCCGUCAUGGAGACACCAAGCUCACAAUCUCUCAACAAUCCGACUUCCAUGAUAACCGUUACCAAAAAGUCCUGACCCUCAACCUCGAUCACGUGAGCUUCCAAGAUGCUGGCAACUACUCCUGCACGGCCACCAACGCCUGGGGCAACCACUCCGCCUCCAUGGUCUUCCGGGUGGUAGAGAGUGCCUACUUGAACUUGACCUCUGAGCAGAGUCUCCUCCAGGAGGUGACUGUGGGUGAGAAGGUUGAUCUCCAAGUCAAGGUGGAGGCCUACCCAGGCCUAGAAAGUUUUAACUGGACCUAUCUGGGACCCUUCUCUGACUACCAGGACAAGCUCGAUUUUGUCACCAUCAAGGACACAUACAGGUACACCUCGACCCUCUCCCUGCCUCGCCUGAAGCGCUCGGAGGCCGGUCGCUACUCCUUCUUGGCCCGAAACGCUGGAGGCCAGAAUGCCCUGACCUUUGAGCUCACCCUGCGAUACCCCCCGGAGGUAAGGGUCACGAUGACGCUCAUCAAUGGCUCGGACACACUGCUCUGUGAAGCCUCCGGGUACCCCCAGCCCAGUGUCACGUGGCUGCAGUGCAGGAGCCACACCGAUAGGUGUGAUGAGUCUGCAGGGCUGGUCCUAGAGGACUCACACUCUGAGGUCCUGAGCCAAGUGCCCUUCCACGAGGUGAUCGUCCAUAGCCUGCUGGCCAUCGGGACCUUGGAACACAACAGGACAUAUGAGUGUAGAGCCUUCAACAGCGUGGGGAACAGCUCCCAGACCUUCUGGCCCAUCUCUAUAGUUUCCCCACCUGUACCAUGUAUCCCCUGCCUGGCUGGGGGUGGGGAACGGAGAGCAGCUCUGGGGAGGGGGCUGACUCAGGCCCAGCUGCAUGGGCCAGAAGAAGGAGAAGUGAAGCCCAAGUACCAGGUGCGCUGGAAGAUCAUCGAGAGCUACGAGGGCAACAGCUACACCUUCAUUGACCCCACCCAGCUGCCCUACAAUGAGAAGUGGGAGUUCCCCCGAAACAACCUGCAGUUUGGUAAGACUCUUGGAGCCGGUGCCUUCGGGAAGGUGGUAGAGGCCACAGCCUUUGGUCUGGGCAAGGAAGAUGCCGUCCUGAAGGUGGCUGUGAAGAUGCUGAAGUCCACUGCUCAUGCAGAUGAGAAGGAGGCCCUCAUGUCAGAACUGAAGAUCAUGAGUCACCUGGGCCAACACGAGAACAUAGUCAACCUUCUGGGAGCCUGUACCCACGGAGGCCCUGUUCUGGUCAUCACUGAGUACUGUUGCUACGGCGACCUGCUCAACUUCCUGCGAAGGCAGGCUGAGGCCAUGCUGGGCCCCAGCCUGAGUGUGGGCCAGGACCCCGAGGCAGGCGCUGGCUACAAGAACAUCCACCUGGAGAAGAAAUAUGUUCGCAGAGACAGCGGUUUCUCCAGUCAGGGUGUAGACACCUAUGUGGAGAUGAGGCCUGUCUCCACUUCUUCUUCAAGCGACUCCUUCUCUGAAGAAGACCUGGGCAAGGAGGACGGGAGGCCACUGGCGCUACGGGACCUGCUCCGCUUCUCGAGCCAGGUGGCCCAGGGGAUGGCCUUCCUUGCCUCUAAGAACUGCAUCCACCGGGACGUGGCAGCCCGAAACGUCCUGCUGACCAGUGGGCGUGUGGCCAAGAUUGGGGACUUCGGGCUGGCUAGGGACAUCAUGAAUGACUCCAACUACAUCGUCAAGGGCAAUGCCCGCCUGCCUGUGAAGUGGAUGGCUCCAGAGAGCAUCUUCGACUGUGUCUACACGGUUCAGAGCGACGUCUGGUCCUAUGGCAUCUUGCUCUGGGAAAUCUUCUCACUCGGGCUGAACCCCUACCCUGGCAUCCUGGUGAACAGCAAGUUCUACAAACUGGUGAAGGAUGGAUACCAAAUGGCCCAGCCUGCAUUCGCCCCGAAGAACAUAUAUAGCAUCAUGCAGGCCUGCUGGGCCCUGGAGCCCACCCGCAGACCCACGUUCCAGCAGAUCUGCUCCCUCCUCCAGAAGCAGGCCCAAGAGGACAGGAGAGUGCCGAACUACACCAACUUGCCAAGCAGCAGCAGCAGCAGCAGCAGCAGCAGCAGCAGCAGCAGCUGCCGCACUGGCAGUGGCGGUGGCAGCAGUAGUGAGCCCGAGGAGGAGAGCUCUAGCGAGCACCUGGCCUGCUGUGAGCAGGGGGAUAUCGCCCAGCCCCUGCUGCAGCCCAACAACUACCAGUUCUGCUGAGGGGACAACAGGGAAGCGCCGCUUUCCCCUUCCUCCAAGCUUCAACUCCUCCGUGGAUGGGGCACCACGGGGAGAACCUACAGACUCUGCCCUUGGUCAUUUCACUCAACAGCCCAGCCCAGCUCUGAAACUCAGGAACGUGAGAUCCAAGGGGGUCUCGGGAGGACCCCGCUUCCAGGGCCUGGGCCAUCACUGCCAAUCAGGGGCUAGGGCUGAGCCCCCCACCCCGCCCACUGUUCUCAAUGCUAUGGCCUCAUGUUUGCUAUGCCGACUGGGAGAACCCCCAGCUCACUCUCUUAACCUUGUUCUCCCUUCCAGGAACCCCUUUCCCUAACUCCCUUGUCUCACUGGAAAUGGACUGAUUUUACGGCCAUGAAGUGCCCUAACAUUGAGAAGACAAGGCUC